CGUUAUUAUUUUGUAAUUGGCCAGAACAGCCGUCCUUUACUUCGCAGGUUUUUCGUUAGGUGCAGUUGAUAUGAAUCUGGCUGGGAGUCCCAAAGACUCAGAACUGAACAUAGACGUUUAUAUCGACCUAACACAGUUUUAGUUUUUAUUUCAUUUUUGUCUCAUAUUAUAAUUUUUUUUACAUUAGUUGUACAUUUGUGUAUAUAGAUUUUAUUUUAUAUUUUUAUACAAGUCAACAAGAUGGAACUUAAUUCUCUUUUAAUUCUCCUGGAGGCUGCAGAAUACUUGGAAAGAAGAGACAGAGAAGCAGAACAUGGUUACGCGUCUGUUCUACCGUACAAUAGCGACUUUUCCCGAAAGAAAACGAAAGCUUCACCAAUUUCAAGAAAAACUCAGAACAAUAGAUCGUCACACAACGAGCUGGAGAAACACAGACGUGCCAAACUACGGCUGUACCUCGAGCAGCUGAAGGAGCUGGUUCCUUUGGGUCCGGACAGCAGUAGACACACCACACUGAGCCUGCUGAAAAGGGCCAAGAUGCACAUCAAGAAGCUGGAGGAGGCGGACAGAAAGGCUCUGAACACCAAAGAGCAGCUCCAGAGAGAGCACCGCUACCUCAAACGACGUCUGGAACAGCUGGUGAUGCCUGGAGGCGUGGAACGUACCCGAACCGACAGCCUAGGUUCCACCAUCUCCACCGACUCAGAGCAAGAGGUGGACAUUGAAGGCAUGGAGUCCCCCCUGGGCGAGGGUGAGCUUGGCGAGGGGGACAGCGUGGACGAGAGCAUCAGCGACGACGGCCUCCUGGACGGCGAGGAGGAGGAGGACUACAACCUGCAGAGCAGCUCCAGCGACGCCAGCUACACACAGCAUUCCUCCCACAGACUGCAGCCGCACCACUGCUAGGGGCCACCAGGGGGCCCCUGAGGGCCACACCUCCAAUCAGCCCUCUAUGACCCCAGCCCCACGUACCCUGCUAUUCCCUUCCUACCCCCCCUAAUAUUGCCCCAGCACGCACCCCCCGAGCCCACGCUACGCCGUCAUCAGCCACUCCCCCAGCAAACAGCGGCUGUGGUCUCCCCCUCCUCCGCCCAUCCCCAGUGUCCCCAUUGGCGCUUAUUCCCUGGAACCAGGAAGUAGACUGUAGACGUUCCUGUCGGGGCUGACUUCCUGACUUUCUCCUGUCCUAACCCCUACACCACACCCUACCUCACCCCUAUCCUAUCACCCCUUGUCCCGCUUAUCUUGCCUAACCUGACCCCCAGACCUCCCUCACCUCUACCUGUUGUUGUGGCUGCGGGAUCGAUAUAGCAGAGCAGUUUGUGGUUUUGUUGGGGACCUCUGGUGUGGUGGCAGACAGCUUUGACUUGUCAAUGGGAACUCAGCAUGUGUGUGUUUAACUGUGUGUGUGUGUGUGUGUGUGUGUGUGUGUGUGUGUGUGUGUGUGUGUGUGUGUGUGUGUGUGUGUGUGUGUGUGUACGUGGUAUAGGAUAGAACGUUAGCAGGCACACUUUCUGAUGGAGAAAAAAAAGAACGUUCUAUUGGAACAUAUCUCUUGUUAAUCUACAAACCCCAAUCAAUGUUACCAAAUGUACUGGACAUUAGGGUCAAUAUUUCUAAGGGCAGCACAUUGAUAUCUCUCCCUCUGGCUGAGUUCCUUAACCACUACUCCACACUACCGAACACGACACUAGAAGUGGGUCUGAAAUGGCACCCUAUUCCCUAUAUGGUGCAAGUGUCUGGAAUGGCACGCUAUUCCCUAAAUAUUCACACACGGUGCAUCCCCAGAAUCGCGAACCGUACUUUACUUUUCAGUAGCAUAUUGAUGUAGCAAUAAAACACGGAAAGAUAUGAUACUGCUUUCUCAAGCAUUUAAGCGAUUCUGGUGGGUUAAUUUUGUCCCAAAAUGGCGGCAUGGUUGCCCUCUUUUACUAAGUUAUAGAGGGCAACUGGGCAUUGUGGAGUGGAAGACAGUGGAUCAGCAGGAUCAGGCUAACCGUUCCUGUUAUUCACUAAUAGAUCCAUUUAUUACCCUGCUGUCAUCAGUCUACUCCUAGUUCCAACAGUUCUAGAUGUGUGUAUGUGUGUAUGUAUGUAUGCAGGCGUGCAUGCGUAAGUGGGUGUGUGCACGGUCGGUAGACAUUGACAAGUCAAAGCUGUAGAAGUGCAUAAAAAUAAAAAGCCAGCUCUAAUGAUCAGCUCUCUGUAGAGGAAUAGGUAUUGCAUCAAAACUAAUCAUAACAAUGCUUUCAUUUCUCUAACUCAAAGGUAGAUUAAUGUAUUUUCUCUGCUAUAUCUGUUAGCUAGAUACUACUUCUGAAGCUUUGGGGACAUUGUAAAAGACCAAUGUAAUGUAUUAGAAAUGUACAGCACUGUCUCCAAAGCCAUGCACACUAGUAUAAAAUAUUGACGGAAGAGGCAUAUCUUUGGCCUUCUGAACAUUUAACCGUUUAGGCCCGAGUUUCUCUCGUAAUCCUUAGAGCUUGGCAUUCCAACACUUUAAAAAGGGCCAGUCCACAACUUGGCAGGUCUGACCAAAAAAAGAACAACAAAAAAAAUCACAAAAGACUUAGAAAAACGUUGCAAUGAAAAAAAAAAGCUAUCGGUCACUGAAAGUGAUAGUGUAGUCUAUAUUUUCUAUUCUAUUUUCCUAAAUGUUCUCGUUUAACGAAAAGACAAAAAAGAAGAGUAUAUCUAUAUAAAUAUAUGACAGACAGACAGACAGACAGACAGACAGACAGACAGACAGACAGACAGACAGACAGACAGACAGACAGAAGGCCAGGCUAGUUGAAGGUAGAGAGAGUGUAGGACAGGGAGGCUAGGAACCUGGCUGCCCCCUUUUCUCUAGUACUCUCCCCAAUGUCAUUCUGUGCCUUGGUGAGCCUUGGUGACUGUUGUCGUGUGCCCCCCUCCCUCCUCCUCCCUCCAUCCCUACUCAGGUCUUGACCCUGCUACACACUCUCCGAACAUCCACCCCCUUGCCCCCCAGCUCCACCCCUUUUCGGAGUAGAUGAACACUUUGUUUUAACCCCUUCCACCCCAAGCCAAAUGGGGAUGCUGACUCCUCCUUGAGUGAAGAAGGGGCACGUGAAGAACUGAUUUUAGCCCCUUUUGCCUCCAUCGAGUACUCCUCAAGGUGUACCCCUGGCGCGGUUGCCAGGUACGCCCUACCCACUUGACGCCUGCCCUGCCUGCCCUGCCACGCAGCUUAAAGUCAACACUGACCAUACUGGUAACUCCCGAUGGCAGCUUCCAUUCACUCGCCCUGGCUGGUCAUUAUUGGGGUUCAAUCAGUCAACCUAAUUUAGGGGUUUAAACUGCUUAUUUUGUUGUUGUGGCAGCCAUUUUGUUUUGGCUCUGUUUAUGAAAUGCACUUGUUUUUGAACAGGAAACCAUUGGGCGAGGAGAAGGGAGGAGAAAUCCAAUCAAUGAAGGCAGCUCGUGGUGUUCUCCCUCCCUCCCUCCUCCCGGUGGCACCUUCCCUACUCUACUCUACUACCAUAGUUUUACCGUGACCCUGGUGGUCAUGGGGCGUCUCGAGACACAGCAAUAUGACCAUCUUGUGCUUUUUAAAGAAGAAGUAGGCGGUUGGUUGGUAGGCAGGCUUGGGUUUUAAAGAAGAAAAAGCCAGAUUCGUGCUUCGACUCUGUGGUUCAUUUUGUGACCAACAAUGUUAACAUCUCUGUUGAUGGAUUUUACCUCUGAACUCUCUCCAUACACUGAAGGAGGGCGAAAAGAAACUAACCCGAGAAAGAUAAAGUUCUUGAGUUUACAUUCAUGUCAAGGACCUAUGUACAUGACUGUUAGGAGCACAGAUGUACUACUCUUUCAGUUUGCUUUUGAAAUGAACAACUGAGUAAAACUUCUCUUGCACAGAACCUCCCAUCAGCUAAUGUGAGGCAAUGAUUAAGUAAGCGGAACACACGUGGGCCAGAUAUGAGAUUUGUCAUUUUCAGCGACAUCAUUUUCUAAUGCACAUAGCGCACGUUCAGAAAGACUGAGUGGUUGGAGGGCAGGUGUAUUAGCAGGGGAGGAUACUGAUUCAGAUACUGUUACAGAUACUGAAUGUAGGAGCAAAAGAAGUUGAAAAGACGUUAAACAGACAUUUUUUUGGUUGAAAAGACGUCACCUUUUCAACGUCUCGUGCUCACUAGGUUUCAGGGAAUGAGACUGCUGGAUAGUGGUUAUGGAAUGUCUUUCAAUGAUGUGCCUUGAAAAUAACUUUGUUUUCUUUUAACCAGAGAGAUUGUACUUACAGUGUGACAGAGAUUGUUGAGCAAAUCACUUGGCGAUAGGCAUUGAACACUAAAUGUGUUGAUUUGUGAAUGAGUUUGGAAACACCUGGGAAAAGUCUCGAUUGAAAGAUGUGUGGACGACUCUCAACCCUUUCACAAUGCAAAAACGACAUUAUUGUAAAAGUAAUCAAUGGUGCUGUCCAACAAACUUCCUUUAAACGUCAGAGCGGAGCAGAACUGAAAUCUCGAUAGCUAUGGGGGGGGGGUUGACACACUUAUCAAUCAAAAUGUGUUGACUUUUGUCGAAGCCGAGAGGUGGUUGAUCUCUGCUUUAAAAAUCAUCUGGUCUGAAAUGUAUCCAAGUGUGUUUAAUUUUUCUUUUCGAAGCACAGCGAAAUGAUGAUUGAGUCUGUCUGCCAGGCUAUUGCUGCCAAGGGAGUCAGCAGGAGGGUAGAGAGAGAGAGAGAGAGAGAGAGAGAGAGAGAGAGAGAGAGAGAGAGAGAGAGAGAGAGAGAGAGAGAGAGAGAGAGAGAGAGAGAGUAGGAGAGAGAGAGAGAGAGAGAGAGAGAGAGAGAGAGAGAGAGAGAGAGAGAGAGAGAGAGAGAGAGAGAGAGAGAGAGAGAGAGAGAGAGAGAGAGAGAGAGAGAGAGAGAGAGAGAGAGAGAGAGAGAGAGAGAGAGACAGAGAGAGAGAGACAGAGAGAGAGAGAGACAGAGAGAGAGAGAGACAGAGAGAGAGAGACAGAGAGAGAGAGAGACAGAGAGAGAGAGAGAGAGAGAGAGAGAGAGAGAGAGAGAGGUGAAAUAAGGUUGAGGCUCAGACCAAACAAGCGAAGCCUGUAUAGAGGCAAGGGAAAAGUCAACAGACGGACAUACACUCAAACCUGGGUUCAAAUAGUAUUGUGAAAUCUCUGAAAACACUUUAGCUGUGUUUGAUUGUGGCUGUCUGCAUGUUUUUAAUGGAAUGGGCCCAAAAGAGCAAAUCCCACCCAUCUGGCUGGCAGGCAGAUUUAACAAGCAAAGUAUUUGAAAUCUUCCUAUUUGAGCUCAGGUCUGACAGUUACUUUCAGAGACAAAUAGAACCCAUUCCUGUCCUCUGUCCUCUUCAAGUGCAGCGCUAUGAACAAACAAUCGAAUAAUGCUGGAACGAAAACCCGAUUCCUGCCAAAUAACUAGUCACUUUGAUUUUCUUUCCACCCCCUUGCAGACAGUCAUCAGACACCUAUGGAAUCCCAUCUUAAAUUAGCUUUAAAAGCAACAGGAAAUGUAGAUUUUAGUCCAAGUGUAUCAUUGUCUCUCUUUUUAAUCCCUCACUAACCCUUUACUGUCUUUUCUGUUUCUUUCUGUGUGACAUUGCUAGAGCACCGUCUGAAGAUAGGAAUGAUUUUUUUCCUCCUUUAUGUUAAGAGUUCUGCGAUCGGUCUCUUGUUGUCGUCUUGUUGUCGAGUUGGCAUGAGAGAACUCUUAGUCCCGAGGGUGUUGUGUGUCUCGUUGAUAGACAGUUUAGGGGCUCCGGAACUUUGGCCAGAGGGGGGCUGGUUGAGAUUAGGUUCAGAGGGAGGGAGGGAGAGGAUGAAGGGGGCUGAGGGAGCUUGGCAUCGUAGUCAGGCAAAACACUGAGUAGGGAGAGUUCUGUGCCAGAGACCUGUGAAUAUGUUCCUUUAAUAGCAGAUGUUGUACUAUGCUUUCAAAAGAUGUGCUAUAUUAUAUAAGUUCCUAUGUAUGGAUACAUGAGUUUACCUGGUGCUGGAUAACAUUUUGGCACACACUUGAAGGUAUUACUGUGUAUUCUUUAAUUGUAAUAUAAUAAAAAAAAUGUUUUUUACA
Salmo salar (Atlantic salmon) is the source of this 6064-nucleotide messenger RNA. RefSeq names its product max dimerization protein 4. The record is from RefSeq and is a predicted model, not a curated record. NCBI's taxonomy places the organism in Eukaryota, Metazoa, Chordata, Actinopteri, Salmoniformes, Salmonidae. Gene Ontology annotation, molecular function: RNA polymerase II cis-regulatory region sequence-specific DNA binding; DNA-binding transcription factor activity, RNA polymerase II-specific; protein dimerization activity. Gene Ontology annotation, biological process: regulation of transcription by RNA polymerase II.